AAUCAACAAAUAAAUAAAUAAUCGAUGUCCAAAUCAGAUUUUUGUACGUAACCUUAAUAAAUCUAUUCCGAUAAGUCUACUUAAAAACCGUUCAAAAAAAUAUUCUCGAAUCACUUCAAUUUCACUUCGUCUUACUUCAAUCACACUAUCUAUCUAUCUAUAUUCAACUGAAUCUCCUCCACUUUUGUCUGAAUCUAUUUGAGUGUUCCGGCGAAAUCGUGAAUAUAUUUGCGUUUUCCGGCGGCAAUGGCGACGGAGGGUGAAUCGUCGAAUCCGACGGACGCGGUGUUGUUCGUGGGGAUUUCGUUGGUGUUGGGGAUCGCAUCCAGACAUGUGCUAAGAGGAACUAGGGUUCCGUAUACAGUUGCUCUGCUUGUUAUUGGUAUCGGCUUGGGAUCAUUAGAAUAUGGAACAAGCCAUCGAUUAGGAAAGGUUGGCGAUGGAAUUCGGAUUUGGGCAAAUAUUGAUCCUGAUCUUCUGUUAGCUGUUUUUCUCCCUGCUCUUCUUUUUGAAAGUUCAUUUUCAAUGGAGGUGCACCAGAUAAAGAAAUGUAUGGCUCAAAUGGUACUUCUUGCCGGGCCUGGGGUUCUAAUAUCCACAUUCAUUCUCGGCGCAGCAUUGAAGUUAAUUUUUCCAUAUAACUGGAGUUGGAAAACAUCAUUGCUUCUUGGAGGACUUUUAAGCGCUACCGAUCCUGUUGCCGUAGUUGCAUUGUUAAAAGAGCUCGGUGCAAGCAAAAAACUGAGUACGAUUAUCGAAGGAGAAUCAUUAAUGAAUGACGGGACGGCAAUCGUUGUGUAUACACUUUUUUUCCGAAUGGUAACGGGAUCGACGUUCAGCUGGGGUACCAUCAUCAAGUUCUUGUCGCAAGUAUCUCUUGGAGCUGUAGGAAUGGGUAUCGCGUUUGGUCUGGUGUCUUACUUGUGGCUCGGGUUUAUAUUCAACGAUACUGUGAUAGAAAUUACAUUGACUCUUGCUGUGAGCUACCUUGCUUACUUCGUGUCUCAAGAAGGUGCUGAUAUAUCUGGAGUAUUAACAGUGAUGACGUUGGGAAUGUUCUAUGCUGCUGUUGCUAGAACGGCUUUCAAAGGUGAAGGGCAACAAAGCUUGCAUCAUUUCUGGGAAAUGGUGGCAUAUAUCGCUAAUACACUGAUCUUCAUCUUGAGUGGAGUAGUGAUAGCUGAAGGUAUACUCGGAGGUGACAGUAUACUUAAACACGAGGAAAAUGUGUGGGGGUAUCUCAUCCUCCUAUACGUGCUGCUACAACUCUCACGGGCCAUAGUGGUUGGGUCAUUAUAUCCCUUGCUCAGUUAUUGCGGUUACGGCUUGGACUGGAAAGAAGCUACUGUACUUGUGUGGUCCGGUUUGAGAGGCGCUGUCGCGUUGUCACUUUCUCUGUCGGUUAAGCAAUCUAGUGACACGUCAUCAUACAUAAGUCGUGAAACAGGAACCCUGUUUGUGUUCUUCACCGGCGGAAUUGUGUUUCUAACACUCAUUAUAAACGGGUCAACUACUCAAUUUGUUUUGCGGAUGCUACAAAUGGAUAAGCUGUCAGCAGCUAAGACGCGUAUACUGGAGUACACCAAGUAUGAAAUGAUGAGCAAAGCGCUAGAAGCUUUCGGUGAUCUUGUAGAUGAUGAGGAAUUAGGACCUGCUGAUUGGUCUACCGUCAAGAAAUACAUCACAAGCUUGCAAGACUCUGAAGGAGAGCGUAUGCACCCUCAUACUUCAUUAGAGGAUGGCAACAAUGUGGACCACAUGCAUCUAUCAGAUAUACGUAUACGUUUUUUAAACGGUGUACAAGCUGCUUAUUGGGUGAUGCUAGAGCAAGGUAGGAUCACACAGUUUACCGCAAACAUUUUGAUGCAAUCCGUGGAUGAAGCGCUUGAUUUGGUGUCGUCACAACCGCUAUGUGAUUGGAAUGGGUUAAAAGCUAAUGUUCGUUUCCCUAAUUAUUAUAAGUUUCUGCAAUCAACCACGAUUCCACGCAAGCUUGUAACUUACUUCACAGUUGAAAGGUUGGAAUCUGCAUGUUACAUUUCGGCUGCUUUUCUCCGUGCCCAUAGAAUUGCGCGACAGCAACUACACGACUUUAUUGGGGAUAGUGAAAUUGCAUUGGCAAUAAUUAACGAGAGUGAGACCGAAGGAGAGGAAGCAAAAAAGUUUCUGGAAGACGUUCGCACUACUUUUCCACAGGUUUUACGUGUUUUGAAAACAAGGCAAGUGACAUAUUCGGUGCUCAAUCAUCUAAUCGAAUACGUUCAAGAUCUCGAGAAGUCUGGAUUAUUAGAGGAGAAGGAAUUGGUUCAUAUUCAUGAUGGUGUCCAGACCGACUUGAAGAAACUUUUAAGAAAUCCUCCGUUAGUUAAGAUUCCCAAAGCGCAUGAUUUAAUUAGCGCCAAUCCGCUACUGGGAGCCCUUCCAUCAACCGUGCGUGAGAAAAUCGCGGGGUCCACCAAGGAGACGAUGAAACUACGCGCAGUGACUCUAUACCGCGAGGACUCCAAAGCAAACGGCGUCUGGCUGAUAUCUAACGGUGUCGUAAAGUGGGAUAGCACGAAAAUCAAAAAAAGGUAUUCGUUGCAUCCAACGUUCGCACACGGAAGUACUCUGGGCUUAUACGAGGUCCUGACCGGAAAGCGUUACAUGUGUGACAUUAUUACUGAUUCUGUGGUUCUUGGUUUCUUCAUUGAAGCCGAAAAGAUAUUGUCGGUGCUCGGAACCGAUGAUGCAGUUGAUGACUUUUUGUGGCAGGAAAGCUCAAUCAUACUCUCGAAACUCUUGGUCCCGCAAAUCUUUGAGAAAAUGACGAUGCAUGACCUACGGACUCUUGUGGCAGAAAGAUCAACUAUGAACACGUAUAUAAGCGGAGAGAGUUUUGAUUUGCCUCAGAAUAUGAUCGGUCUGUUAUUAGAAGGAUUCAUUAAAACGCAGGGUACGUUAGAACUUAUUACCGCACCAGCUGCACUAUUCCCGUCAUAUGGCGACCGCAGUUUCCGAGUGUCAGAAAUAGCAGCAGCCGGAAGCUUUUGUCACCAUGCAACCUCGUACGUAGUUGAGACAAGGUCACGGGUGAUGAUGUUUGAGAUUAGUGGAUUUGAAGGAACUAGAACCCUUCAGAGGAGGGCGUCUUCGUUAAUAUCACAUGGCGGGGCGGGGGAUAACCCGUCCCCGGCCCGGGAACAUAGCGGUCUAAUGAGUUGGCCACAAGGCCCUUUUAAGUCCAGGCAACAUUCCAGUGCGAUUGAUAACAACUUAUCUGCACGCGCAAUGCAACUAAGCAUGUACGGCAGCAUGAUAUCCAACGAAAGACACAGCCCGCAUAACGGAGGGGCGAAACGAUCUGAGAAGCCAUCACACAGCAAGUCUUAUCCAAGGGUCCCACCAACCGAGAAGCCAUCACAUAGCAAGUCUUAUCCAAGGGUCCCACCAACCGAGAGGCGGGGCCUGCUUUCUGUGAGAUCAGAAGGGUCUACUACAGUGAGAAAAACGGUGAACGUGGGAAGUGAAUCUCUUGUAGUCCCGGACAACAGAAAUGAUGGUCAUGAAAUGGAUUACUCGAGUGACGAGUCUGGUGGUGAGGAUGAACAUAUUGUCAGAAUCGACUCACCGAGUACACUCUCGUUCCGAGCUCCGUAACCUCUCUCUCUCAUGUACUCCUAGUUUAUUAUUCCACAGCCUGUUUGUUUGUUUGUUGUACAAUAAAAUUUGUUUUGUAGUGUGGUUAAAACUGAAGAAUUGUAAUAUAUGUAGUCCCAUGUAUUCUAAUACUAUGCCCAUGUAACAAGUAGCUAGGAUUAGAGGUGGACCACAUACCAAAAGAUUUUUUAUUUAUAUAGUCAUAUUUUAUUAUGUGUUA
Helianthus annuus (common sunflower) is the source of this 3859-nucleotide messenger RNA. RefSeq names its product sodium/hydrogen exchanger 8-like. Gene Ontology annotation, cellular component: membrane; chloroplast envelope. NCBI's taxonomy places the organism in Eukaryota, Viridiplantae, Streptophyta, Magnoliopsida, Asterales, Asteraceae. The transcript has 23 exons. Gene Ontology annotation, molecular function: sodium:proton antiporter activity. The coding region runs from base 247 to 3639 and encodes 1130 amino acids. Gene Ontology annotation, biological process: proton transmembrane transport. The record is from RefSeq and is a predicted model, not a curated record.